AUGAAACUAAGUGUUCUCAUUCCCUUUAUCUCACUAGUUCUCUGUGAAGCUGCAAAGAGCAACGCCCCAGCAUCGGAUUCACCUGCUACAUCAGCUGACGGAACAGGGUCUUUGGCAUUUGCCGUUCCCUCAUAUGCAACAUCAGGAAGCUCCGCGGCAGUCAACAUCAUUUACUCAAUUGUACUGCUGGUGGCCAUAGCUUUUAUGAACAUCCCACGAAAGUCGUUGGAGCAGUCACAGUACUCUACUACUGCAGUGCUGGGUGGAUACUUCGCCGUGUCGCACAUUCUCCAGUCCUUGGGAAUAACAUUCGAAAUGCACAUGAUUGCAGCAGCAGUGGUUGGUGUCAUUGCAGCCGUCAUGUCCUAUAAAAAGGAGCUCAGAGACCUGCUCUUCAGCUUAAUCUCGGCCUAUGGAACGACAUACUUCAUUGUUUUGAUCACGAGGUUGGAAUCGCUUCUCUAUGCAAGCAUCUUGGGUGUGGUUCUCUUCUUUGUAUAUGUCAUCUAUGGAAAGAUGAGAGGAGACGAAAGGCUUCUAGUCGCAAUGUCGAAGGCCGAUGUGUCCAGUCUUGGGUUUGCAGCCUUUGUAAAUGUCUGGGGUGUUCUUGACCUGUUCGGGGGAAUGCAUGGGAUAAAUGCAAGCGAAGGGCUGUUCUCUGGAUUCCUUAUCGGUGGUAUCACAAUUCUCCUGGUUUUCGUCAUUGUAUUUGUGAUGAACUAUUUCCAGGAGUGGACUGAGGAAAAGAUAAACGGCUAG
Messenger RNA from Encephalitozoon hellem ATCC 50504, 759 nucleotides. RefSeq lists its product as uncharacterized. The transcript has a single exon. NCBI's taxonomy places the organism in Eukaryota, Fungi, Microsporidia, Unikaryonidae. The record is from RefSeq and is a predicted model, not a curated record. Bases 1 to 759 code for a protein of 252 amino acids.